ACCACAUUCCCCUCCUCUCCCUCCUCUCGUAUCGACAUCCGGCCUCUCUCGACCUUCCGACGAUCAUACAUUCAUUCAUCCACCCACACAAAGGGACAUCCACCCUAUUACCCACCACGAGACCAGCCAGGAGAGAGAACAAAGACCUCUCUCCCUCUCUAAUCGUCGCGUCUUGUCUACAUUCCCACACUACUCCGAGAAGCAAGCCGCGGUCGCAUAUAUAUAUCCGUGUACACAUUCCCACCUCGCCAUGCAAACACCCCGUUCCCCAGACUUUACCAACAGUCGUCGACUUCCACCACACAAAACUUACGGAAGACGUAACAAGCCGACUCUACAACCCCAUCAGUUCGAUAAAGGAGAACAGAGGGGACCUUCGACGUCGCCCCUCACUUCACCACCACCUUCGUCACUACCCGAAGAGGACACGGAGAUGUUGGGUAGCACGUUGACAUACAACGCUCGGGAGACGGAUCUGCCGAGUUCUGGUCGUGAUAGACAGACGAUCCAGGUCGAAAGCAGAACUACUCGCACGAUGAGCAGCGUAGUGGGACACGUCAGCGACGGUCAUACGUCUGGGGCGCACAGGGUCGACCUCCGAGAAGCAGGAACCUCGUCGCGACCUAGCCUCAAGCGAGCUCGACCUCCUUCCAUCGCGGACUUAGGGGAGCAAUCGGCUUCUCAGACUGUGAAACGAGGUCGUGUCACCGACAACUCGAAUGAAGCUCCAAGGUCGAACGCGACUUCAGCUUCAAUCCCCAUCGCGUCAAAGUCGACCUCGACAUACACCUUCCGGCCCAUCCCGAUCAACGACCUCGUCCCCCUCUCCACCCCGCCGGACCUGGAAGGCGCUUCCUCCCUCCGAGCUCGUCAAGCCGCACAUACACCGAGGACCCCGCCGAGAGACCUAACGGAUCUGUUUUUACGUAAACCCAGUCCGAGCCCAGAGAGCAGGAAGCAGGGCGAAGGCCAGCGUGGUCAGUCAGACUUGUUAGGUCUGGGCAAGACGGACGAUCAAAUUGGGAGUAUGGGGAAUGUGAACGCGAACGCGAACGUGCCGAUCGAAUCGUCUGGCGCUGGAGCCGCUCGACCGGGACCUCUGAGAAAGGGGAGGAGGAAGAUGAUGACCCGUACGGAAUCGCUUGGGGAAGCGGACGAUCUCUUCUCUAAUCAGCGAGGCAGAAGAGAGGAGGACGAGUCCAACCGCGUCCUGCCCAUCAUCGUCGACGCUUGGGAACUAUCCAGCCCUGCGCGACCUGAUACCAAGCUGCCCGGAAGUGGUCCAAACAGCCCCGCUCAAGAGAGCCCUACCACGCCACGGGGGAUCGGACGGAGUUUCUCUUUCCAAUCUCCAUCAAGAAGAGAUCUCAAGACGCCUUCUCCACCCCGCCGACAAGCCGGACCCGGACUGGCUCGGACGGGCUCGUUACCGGACUCUCCGUCGGGAAAACCCACGUUGAGGCAUUCGUUGAGUACAAGCGCGACGCUCGCUGGGUUGUCUGGAUCUGCAUCGGGGGCGUCUAGUGGGGCUGGUCGGCCGAUCCGGACGUAUGGGAGACGACAAGCUACUCCUGACGAUCUCGAGUUACCAACCGGCCCGAACAGGUCAUUGCAAAAACAAACACAACAGCCAAAGUCUUCCUUGCAGAAGGAGACGAUCUUUUCCGACCCGCCGUCAGACGCAACUGCAGAUGGGUUGGAAAGCGAGGUCAAGGGGUUCUUGCUCUCAUCGCCUGAAGCACAUAAUAUUCUCAAGCCCCUCGGGAACCGAGCGGUCCCGGUACAAGAAGACAGUUAUGCCGAGCUCAACAAGAGGUUCGGGGUAGAUGUGGAGGAUGAGGAAGACUUUGAUCCCGAUUCGCAGGGGUCUCUAGGGGAUCUUAAAGCCCCGCCUAGCUUGGCGGAUCUUCGAUCGAAAGGAGAGAACCGGAGGUUCAUGGACGAGCUAGGCUAUCUGCGGGACGGUUUACGAGAUCCCAGUCUAUCUGCCAGGAGGAGCAGCGCCAUCGACAUCCUGAGCAAGUGCGCCGACGUGGCGUGGUUCGAAAGGCUCAGGAUCUGCGGGCAGGUGGAAUCGAUCUACGAGGAUUUUGCGGCUGCAGGCAAGGGCGAAUCUGACGAGGCGCUCGAUCUCGUGAUCCUGAUGUAUCUGGCGCAUCUAUCGCGGUCAACAAGCGACCUCGAGGUCAUCGUUGCGAGUCAUGCAAGCGAGGUCUGCGAAUUCCUCCUCAAUAGCAUAAGAGAGAGGCGCCUAAGUCUUAUCCAAAACGCUUCCGGCAGAAGGAAGAAGAGCCCCAGCAUGGAGAUUCUCAGGUCUGUGCGAAUCACUCUGACGGCCCCGGGCAUUACCGAGGAAAAGCGAACUCCGCUGGGAAUGGCCAGCGGGAUUCUCGCAACCAUCCUUGGCAGUGCAUUGGAGCACGAAAACGAGAUCGCGAACUUCGGCUCUCCCGAAGCUAUCGUCAUCGUCAUGGCAUCGACUAUACAACAGGAACUUUGCGCGGUACCUAAUCGCAUCGAACUUUAUGGCAAAGGACUGGAUCUGUUCACAGCAGACCAGCAGCCAGACUUUUUGGCUGUUCUUGAUUGCGUCAGACUUGUUCAGAGUCUCAUAACAGAGGUCGCGGAUUGCAAAACUGUUGUGCAAGACUCGUAUGCCGGUCUAGCGCCCUUGCUCGCGGAUUUGCUCCUAUUGCUCUCCCUCGGCAAGCCGUUGCAGCCGCUCUCAAGGAAUCAGAACGAAGAGUUGGUGACUUAUGUACUCAAGAUUCUUCUGGCCUUGACUCAGCAAAGCCCAAUAUGGUCGACGUCUUUCCUGAAAGGCACAGCGCCGUAUAUCGGACUUCUUCGACUACUCUUGGGUCUAAAGCCAGAGACUGGCUCUGCAUCGCCCACACCGAGCGAUGUUACGGUCACAGAUUGGAACGACCAGAAUUCGGUCGACGAAGCCGAGAUGACGAAUCUCGCUCUGGGCUGUCUCUUCAAUCUCGUACAAGAGGACUUGGAGCAUGGCCAGGCGAUAUUGUCUUUGGCGAUCGGCAAGCCAUGUCGAGGUUCCCGUAAUUGCGUAAAGGGAUGCCAUUGCCCGAACAAGAGCUCUGCCUUCAAUCACCUCGUGCAAAUGUUCAUUGCGCAGCAGAAGCACAAGGCCGACGACGCUGGCGCGGCGUUUCUGAGCGGUUAUCUCGCUCUGCUUUUCGCAAAGAUGAUCGACCACAAGCCCACAGCCAGCACACAGCUACUCUCGGCUUUAGGUAAAGGCGACAGACAAAGCAAGAUCGAUCUCUUGAUCAGCAGCGUCAUCGAGUUCCGAAAUACGUACGAAAAGUUUCAGCUUCAUCUAACAAAAGGAUUGCAACAACGUCUUGCCCCGGAAACAAGCGAAGAUGUCGAAAUAGUGGUCGACGAUGAAAACAGUGUCAGCACGAUCAAGCACGCGCUGAAGAUAUAUGAAGCUCUCCAGUAGUGGGACUCGAUAACGAAUACUCGACGAAAUGUAAUGACCAGAUACGAUGUGAGACGAAAGUAUAUCGACAGUAUAGGAAAUCAAA
Molecule: messenger RNA, 3551 nt
Organism: Filobasidium floriforme
Lineage: Eukaryota; Fungi; Basidiomycota; Tremellomycetes; Filobasidiales; Filobasidiaceae
Exons: 10
Coding region: 251-3466 (1071 amino acids)
Source: RefSeq, a predicted model, not a curated record